Chara braunii is the source of this 1751-nucleotide messenger RNA. The record is from the annotation of a GenBank genome assembly. NCBI's taxonomy places the organism in Eukaryota, Viridiplantae, Streptophyta, Charophyceae, Charales, Characeae.
CGGGAGAGGAGAAGAAGACAGCUUGAUUGAGGAGGACAGUGGCGGUGGCGGCGGCGACGGCGGCGAUGGACGGUGUAGUUGUAAGGCGAGUUAUUGACUCUGACAACAGCUGUUUGUUCAAUGCGGUAGGAUAUGUGAUGGAGCAUAACAGGAUGAAGGCCAGCGAGUUGAGGCAAGUCAUAGCAGCCGUGGUUAUGAGUUCUCCUGAUGUAUAUAAUGAUGCGUUCUUGGGAAAACCGAAUAAAGAGUACUCGGACUGGAUUUGCGGACCUGAUCAUUGGGGGGGAGCGAUUGAGUUGGCGAUUCUGUCAGAUUACUACCGGCGGGAAAUUGCCGCGUACGACAUUCAAACUCGACGGUGUGACGUGUACGGACAAGGGAGGAACUUUCCCGAGAGAGUUAUGGUGAUUUAUGAUGGUUUGCACUACGAUGCUCUGGCGAUGGCGCCUUUUGAGGGUGCACCUGAAGAAGUCGAUCAGACUAUCUUCAACGUAGAAAAGGAUGGGAGCAUUGGGUAUGCAUCCCACCUUGCUCAGAAACUGGUUGAUGAAGCGCACAGAGCGCGAAGACUUUUCUCGGCUCUGACUUGGCUCGGACUUGGCUCGACCUUGGGUCGAAUUUGGCUGGGAUUUGGCUCGAACAUGGGUCGAAUUUGGCUGGGAUUUGGCUUGAACAUGCGCGGCGAAUUUGGCUGGGAUUUGGCUCGAACAUGCGCGGCGAAUUUGGCUGGGAUUUGGCUCGAACAUGGGUCGAAUUUGGCUGGGAUUUGGCUCGAACUUGGGUCGGAUUUGGCUGGGAUUUGGCUCGAACUUGGGUCGGAUUUGGCUGGGAUUUGGCUGGGAUUUGGGUCGGAUUUGGCUGGGAUUUGGGUCGGAUUUGGCUGGGAUUUGGGUCGAACUUGGGUCGGAUUUGGCUGGGAUUUGGGUCGAACUUGGAUCGGAUUUGGCUGGGAUUUGGGUCGAACUUGGGUCGGAUUUGGCUACGAGCCGCAGUAUAAUAAUAAGCAAUGGCGGGAGCUGUUGAGAAAAAGGAGGGAAGAGAGGAAGGUGGAACACAAAUUGGGACGAACGAGACAUAGUGGAUUGCACGCUGGAAAGGACUACGAAAGGUCUCCAAAAGUCAACAAACAGGAGUGCACGUGUACACAAAAGAAGAAGAAGAAGAAGAAGAAGAAGAAGAAGAAGAAGAAGAGGACGAGGAGGAAGAAGAAGGAGAAGCACAAGAGGAGGAGGAAGAAGAAGAAGAAAGACAAAGAAGAAGAAGAGGAGGAGGAGGAAGAAGAAGGAGAGGAGAAGGAGGAGAAGGAGGAGGAGGAGGAGGAGGAAGAAGGAGAAGAAGAAGAAGAAGAAGAAGAAGAAGAAGAAGAAGAAGAAGAAGAAGAAGAAGAAGAGGAGGAAGAAGGAGAAGCACAAGAGGAGGAAGAAGAAGAAGAAAGAAAAAGAAGAAGAAGAGGAGGAGGAGGAAGAAGAAGGAGAGGAGGAGGAGGAGGAGGAGGAGGAAGAAGAAGAAGAAGAAGAAGAAGAAGAAGAAGAAGAGGAAGAAGAAGAAGGAGAAGCACAAGAGGAGUAAGAAGAAGAAGAAAGAAAAAGAAGAAGAAGAGGAGGAGGAAGAAGAAGGAGAGGAGGAGGAGGAGGAGGAGGAGGAGGAGGAAGAAGGAGAAGAAGAAGAAGAAGAAGAAGAAGAAGAAGAAGAAGAAGAAGAAGAGGAGAGAGGAGGAGGAGGAAUUAUAGUGAUAAACAGUGGCCAAAGCU